UAAGAUAAGAUUUUCGUGUUCUGUGCCAAAAUCACAGCGAUAUUUCGUUUUCUCUACACAAAUACGCAGCCUGGCAGCUUUGUUGUCAAGCUGGAGAUCAAUAUGCCCGCGCUUGCAUUUGGCUUGACCUCUGCUAGAUCGAAGCCUGGUCUGUCAAAACCUCAGAAGCGGAAAGCUUUCUUCGAUGAAGAAGAAGAAGCCCCAGAGAACCAACCCCCGCCAUCAUACGGCGCAAAGAAAACCUCGAAACCUCUGCGACCAUUAAGCGGCUUUGGGGACGACGAUGACGAUGCUGAACCUCCCAAAGAAGAGCCGAAGCAAUAUGGACUGCAGCCUGCGAAGGGGAAACCUGCGGCGCUCGGAGGAGGAACGGAGAAAUAUACGAACCUCUCUGCUCUACGGAGUGCCAAAUUACACGAUGAGACAGCCUCGAAGAUAGAUGCCUCGGUCUACGACUACGACGCCGCUUAUGACACAUUCCACGCAGAUAAAGAGAAGAAAUCGUCGUCUGAUGGCCAGGAGUCUGGUCCGAAGUACAUGACAUCCCUCCUACAAAGCGCCGAAGUUCGCAAACGAGAUCAACUACGAGCGCGAGAGAAAUUACUACAACGAGAAAGAGAAGCUGAAGGGGAUGAGUUUGCAGAUAAAGAAAAGUUCGUGACCGGUGCAUACAAGAAGCAACAAGAAGAAAUAAGGCGAUUGGAAGAGGAAGAGAAGAAACGCGAAGAAGCCGAGGAAGAGCGACGGAGGAAAGGUGGUGGCAUGACUGCGUUCCAUAAGCAGAUGCUUCAGAAGGAUGAGGAGAGGAUGCGUAUAAUCAAGGAGGCAGAAGAUGAGGCUGCCAGCAAGAAAGCGACCGGAGUACAAGCGGACACCGAGGUCGAGGAAGAGGAGUCUGAUGCGAAGAUUGCUGAAGAGUUGAACAAGCAAGGAGCAAGAAUCGUGGUCAACGAUGAAGGAGAGAUUGUCGACAAGAGACAGCUGCUCUCUGCUGGUCUGAACGUCGCACCCAAGAAGCCUGGAAGAGAGGCAGAAGCACCAAAGAAACAAGACAGCACCCGUCCUCAAGAGUACUGGAAGUCUUCCAAGGCUCAGGACGCGCGACAAGGCCAGCGUGAGAGACAAUCGCGCAUGGUGGAACGGCAGAUCGAGGAGAUGGCGGCGAAACAGAAAGAAGCUGAAGCUGAAGAGGGUAACGCGCUUCAGGAGAAGAACAAGAGCAAAGUCACUGAGGCUGACAAGAUGGGUGCUAAGGAGAGAUAUCUGCAGCGAAAGAAAGAGAGGGAAGAGGAAGCCAGGAAGAAGAAGGAAGAUGGUGGCUGAAGCUGUGAUGAGCUUUUCCAGUCUCUUCCCUCUCCAUCGACGCCAAAGCAUCUUCUUGAGCCAGAGGCGCUCACUGGACGAACAAGCCACCAUCAACAGAGAUGACCUUGUUAUGCACAUAUCCAGUCUUGACCAUCCAGACGACGGUUUCAGCAAUCUCUUCCGGCUUUCCUAAUCUGCCGAUUGGAAUUCCUGCGACACAGCAUAUCAGUCUACGGCCCUGAAAACUCAACGCGGUGCAGACUUACUCGCUGCUAGUUCGGUGCUCCCUGGUAACAUCUUCGUCUCCUCGAUCAAUGCUGGGGCCACUCCAUUCACAGUAAUGCCCUUCUUUCCAUAUGCUCCAGCCAACCAGUGCACAAGCCCGUGCAUGGCGGACUUGGAAGACCUACAGCACAACAUUGGUCAGUCAGCCAUGGCGCCCCUCAGCGUGGACAACAAAACAGACAACCUCUCAACGAGGACGGGGACCAGUAUUUCUCCGGAGCCUCAAGGAAGAAGAACAUACGCAUAAUGAGGCCCGACCACACCUCCCGUGAACCCAGCCACGCUCGAGCAGAAGAUCACUCGUCCCCAACCCUUCUCCACCAUACUCGGCAAGCAAAGCUGCGUCAGCAGAAACGCUGUCCCACAGUUUGCACGCCACGUCUGCUCGAAGUCUUCGAUAGUGAUCUCCGAAAUGUCCUUGACGCCAGACUUGCCCAGCGUCAAGCCAGCGUUGUUGAACAGGAUGGUUGGUUGACCCAUCUCACGUACGACAGCAGCAUGUAAGUUGCGUGCCCCGUCGUAGCUGCUCAGGUCAGCCUGGAAAGACGAUGCCUUGACGCCCAUUGACUGGAGCUGUGAAACGAGGCUUUUCGCAGUGUCUGCAGCGCUGUUGUAGUGUACGGCGAUGCUACAGCCCAAGCGCGCCAACGACAGGCAUGUUGCGUGACCGAUGCCGCCGGUCGCGCCUGUGAUAAGGGCCAAGUAGGAGGAGAGGUCGGUUGUAAGCGCAGACAUUGUGAUGAUGUUUCUUGCGCUGGGGAUGGUGAAUGAGCAGAUACCGGCCAGUGCUGGGUGUUGGUGCUGUAGAUGUAAAGCCUGGUGAUCUGAUCAGAAUCUGCGUAACGUUCAAUAUACGAUUGUCCGCAGCAUGCGAUAGGCUCGAUGCAGACGAGAAUUCGCUGUUGCUUCUCUGCUCG
Molecule: messenger RNA, 2507 nt
Organism: Exophiala xenobiotica
Lineage: Eukaryota; Fungi; Ascomycota; Eurotiomycetes; Chaetothyriales; Herpotrichiellaceae
Exons: 1
Coding region: 103-1323 (406 amino acids)
Biological process (GO): regulation of alternative mRNA splicing, via spliceosome
Source: RefSeq, a predicted model, not a curated record